UUUUAAGCCUCAGUAUUGUUUUGCAAGUGUGGGGAGAUGUUGCUUUUCCAAAAAAGUCCAUCUUCUUGAACUCCAGGUGAAGCUGGUUUUUUUUCUUUUUCUUUUUAAAACGAGAACGAAAAAGGAGAAUCGUAGCAAAAGCUUUCUGUCUACCAACGCAUUCAUUGGCUGCAGUUCAUUCAUUUGUUUAUUUGCGAAAGCAUCCCACAUGAAACCCUGCAAACUGAAUAGCAGCAUGGAUGCUAGCUUGGAAACGGACCUCCAGUGCCGAAACGGAACAGUCUGUGCAGCAAAGUGUGGCUCUGAGCGCGUGGAGAGCACUGCCAAGCGCAGGCUGGCUGCCAACGCCAGGGAAAGGAGAAGAAUGCAAGGGCUCAACACUGCCUUCGACCGCCUACGCAAAGUGGUCCCCCAGUGGGGGCAAGACAAAAAGCUGUCCAAAUACGAGACGCUUCAGAUGGCCCUGAGUUACAUUAUGGCCCUGACGAGGAUCCUCGCUGAAGCCGAGAGAUACAGUGCAGAGAAAGGCUGGAUUAACUUUCACUGUGAUCAUUUCCACCAGGAGAGUUGCCAUGCUUACACAGGGCAGAAGGUGGCAGCUGAAACAGACCCUUAUGCGCAGAGACUUUUCAGUUUCCAGCCAGACCACUACUAAAUGGGCAAUUAAGAAAUCACUGUGGACUUGCAAAGGCCCGCUUGGUCUUUUGUGUAGAAGUAUUUGAGAACAGGAACUUAAAACAGCUGCAUAAGGCUGGGAUGGUGACGAAAACCGCACUGGAUUCUCAACAGUCGAGAAAGCAGAAAAAAUGUCGAGUCCUUGCCCCGAGAGAUUUGCAUAUCGGGUGCCACCAGGGCGAAUCUUUAUUGGCUGAGGGAUCUGUUGAUGCCACUGGGCUGGAGCCAAAAGCAACAACAAAAA
Molecule: messenger RNA, 919 nt
Organism: Podarcis raffonei (Aeolian wall lizard)
Lineage: Eukaryota; Metazoa; Chordata; Lepidosauria; Squamata; Lacertidae
Gene: ATOH7
Product: atonal bHLH transcription factor 7
Exons: 2
Coding region: 209-655 (148 amino acids)
Biological process (GO): neural retina development; regulation of DNA-templated transcription
Molecular function (GO): protein dimerization activity
Source: RefSeq, a predicted model, not a curated record